CAACCUACAUUUAAGAGUUUCUCUUUUUUUGCUGACAGAAAAAGGAAAAAAAUCUAAAGAAGCCCCAGAGAUCCAAAAACUAGUUCAACUUAUUUAAUUUCGAACGCGUAAAAACGCACGGCAGUUCCCCAUGGCGCAAAUCUGUAGGCAAAUCACGGGAAGUGGGGCGAGCUGCGCGGGCUGGGUCGGCCUCAUCGUCGCCACGGCAACCAACGACUGGGUCCAGACCUGUGACUAUACGGUGGCUACUUGCGUUCGCAUGGACGAACUGGGCUCCCGGGGCCUCUGGGCAGAGUGCGUAAUUUCUCCAGCUCUGUACCACUGCGUGGCUCUGAACCAGGUUUUCUCGCUGCCAGCCUACGUCCAAACCUCUCGUGCUUUGAUGAUCUGCGCAUGUCUGCUGGGUCUGCCUGCGAUGCUGUUGGUGCUCAUGUCGAUGCCUUGCGUGCGGCUGCCGAACGACACCGCGAUCAUCAAGAAGCGCCGCGCCCGAGUAGGAGGUGUCUUCAUCAUCAUCAUGGCUGUGUGUGGCAUCGUGUCGACUGUCUGGUUUCCCAUCGGCGCUUACAAAGAGGAACAUCUGAUGUCGUUUGGCUUCUCUCUGUAUGCCGGCUGGGUUGGUAGUGGUCUCUGUCUGCUGGGCGGCAUUGUGAUAAUGUUUUGGAACCUCACCUACAUGGCCACCCCAUCCAGGGACAACAGCUUCUACUACUCCAGACAGGGGGGCGCAGCUACGCUACUAGACCCCCCAGCCAACCAUGCAAAGAGUGAACGUGUGUGAUGGCCUCAGGGUCUGCCGUCGGCCAAGUUCAUCCAUUUUCCUUUUGACAUAUGGCUGACAUAACUGUAACUUUAUCUUUAAAAUAAAAAUUAAAUGUUAAUGCUUUUUGAUAACACAAUUUUACUCAACAGAAUAAAUGUAGUUUUUCCCUUUAAGUACAAAAUCCACUUGUUUUUCGUUUUUUUGUCUCUGUCUUCAAAUAGAAAUGGACCAAAUGGAGUUAGAGGCAAGUCUGUCCAUUUUAAAAAUAAAAACUGUCUUGUCUGGCCUUUGGGUGUGAGUGUGAUUGAUGUUUCUUCCUUUUCAUCACAUACUGAUGUUGGUCAGC
Melanotaenia boesemani (Boeseman's rainbowfish) is the source of this 1109-nucleotide messenger RNA. RefSeq names its product claudin 11b (gene cldn11b). NCBI's taxonomy places the organism in Eukaryota, Metazoa, Chordata, Actinopteri, Atheriniformes, Melanotaeniidae. The transcript has 3 exons. Gene Ontology annotation, biological process: bicellular tight junction assembly; cell adhesion. The record is from RefSeq and is a predicted model, not a curated record. Bases 131 to 781 code for a protein of 216 amino acids. Gene Ontology annotation, molecular function: structural molecule activity. Gene Ontology annotation, cellular component: plasma membrane; bicellular tight junction.